AUGCCAGAUUUCUACUCCAAGGUUGGAAGCUUGCCGCAUGUACCGGACGACCUCACCAUCCCGCAAUUCAUCCUUGACUAUGCUCAUCCCAUACGGCCAGAGCGGCCGAAUGGCGUACCUUGGCUUGUUACUGAUAGGUCAGGAAGGAAGAUACAUCUUGACGAGAUCCAACGUCGAACUAACGGCCUCGCUGUGGGGCUCAAGGAGAAGUUUUCCAUAGGUUCAAAUGACCCAGUCCUCUUCUUCUCUACUAACCAUGUCGAUUAUCCUGUAUGCAUGUGGGCUGUACACCGUAUCUUGGGAAUCGUCACACCUUGCAAUCCUUCGUUGACGGUCCCAGAGCUUGUAAAGCAUCUCCGAUUAUCGAAGUCGAGUCUCAUCAUCGCCCACGUAGACUUUCUAGACACAGUUUGUGCGGCUGCUCGUGAAGUCGGCCUUUCUACGAAACGCAUCAUCGUUCUUCCCGAUCAAGACUCCCAGACCGUGAAUCUUACGGAAUUCGUAUCUGUGGAUGACCUCGUUGCGCAGGGUUUGAAGAGCCACAAUACUGUGGAAGAUGUUAAACUCGCGCCAGGAGAAGGCAAGGAGAGGAUAGCCUUCUAUAGCUCGUCGAGUGGUACUACUGGAGAGCCCAAGAUUGUUCAAAUAUCCCACUACGCGUUUAUAGCUAAUGUGCUCCAGAUCGCUUCCCUCAACAAGGUCAAUGAAGAGUAUGAUGACUGGGAGAAACGCAGAUAUAGAUCGGGUGAUGCAUGCCUAGCGGUUCUCCCCUUCUAUCAUAUAUACGGACUGGUGCUAAUUCUUCAUUUCAACAUAUUCUCUGCGAUGGCUGUGAUCGUGGUCCCGAAAUUCAACUUGAAAGAGAUGCUUCAAAGUAUCGUUAAAUAUCGUAUCUCUUCCUUGAUGGUCGUUCCUCCACAAGUAGUGUUGUUAUGCAAGAAUCCCAUUGUCAACAACUUUGACCUCUCCAGCGUUAGAGCCGUUUUAUGUGCGGCCGCUCCGCUUACAGCGGAGCUCUAUGAUCAACUCGGCCAACUUCUGCCAAACAUAUGCAUUGGCCAGGCAUACGGAUCUACUGAAGCGACUGGUGUGGUAUCUAUGUGCCCUGUUGAGCAAAAAUGCGGCAUGUUCGGAGGAGUACUCGCGCCAGGCGUUGUCGGGCGGGUGGUCAAGGCAGAUGGGACUUUGGGAGACUACGAUGAGGAAGGUGAAUUGUAUAUUCGGACCCCGGCAGCUGCGACAGGUUACCUUAACAACGAUGCAGCAACCCGAGAUACGUUUGCUGAUGGAUGGAUCCGCUCGGGCGAUUUAGUAAAGGUUGAUAAGAACCACGAGGUCAUUUUUAUUGAUCGUUUGAAGGAGAUCAUCAAGGUUCGAGGAUUCCAAGUUGCGCCAGCCGAAUUAGAGGGCUGCAUUCUGGACCACCCCUUCGUAGGGGACGUGUGCGUCGUUGGAAUUCCUCAUGCAUACAGUGGAGAAGUUCCGUUGGCAUUUGUUGUCCUUACCGCGGAUGGGAUGAAUACAGCUGAGAAGGACGGAGAAGGAAUUGAACUGUGCUCAUCGCCUUUAAAGCAUGUCGCAGACAAUAAAGCAUCAUUCAAGCAUUUGCAUCAGGUAGAAAUUACGGAUGCAAUUCCGAAGACACCCAGCGGGAAACUGCUUAGGCGAGAGCUGCGUGAAAAGGCCCGGAGCCUGGCUCAAAGUGCCAAACUUUAG
This is a messenger RNA of Guyanagaster necrorhizus, 1716 nucleotides long. RefSeq names its product phenylacetyl-CoA ligase. The record is from RefSeq and is a predicted model, not a curated record. Bases 1 to 1716 code for a protein of 571 amino acids. Gene Ontology annotation, molecular function: CoA-ligase activity. Lineage: Eukaryota; Fungi; Basidiomycota; Agaricomycetes; Agaricales; Physalacriaceae. The transcript is spliced from 18 exons.